UGGUUCUUCUCUCUCUCUCUCUCUCUCUCUAAGCCCAUAAAUGCAUAGUUACAAGUUUUCCUUCGAUAGUAUGGCAUGCUUUCAGAUCAGUUUGUUUAUUAUCGUUGCUACGUUAGCAUUUUGUGACUUCGAAGUGGACUGUGAAUCUGAGAAGAAAGCUUCAAUUGUCUAUAAUGCUUUAGUCGUCGAUAAAGAGUUGCAGCCAGACAAGGUGAAAAGGGGGAUGACAGUUUCUGAUGGAAAACUUUCAGUACACUUCGAGGCAGUGGAAGCAAGAUUUCUGCGUGCAUCAUGUAGUGCUUUUCUGGACGUUCUUACUCUUGCCAUAAAAACAAUCGAAGAUUUCGGACAAGGAUUGGAUUUCUGAUAGCCUUCGCUCAUCUUUUACAUCUCAUGUUUGCUUAGUUUACAAUAUGAUGAUUUGUAGUGGUUUGAUCCAUGGCGAAGAACCAUAUCCUACAUCCAUCAUUAUAACAUUCCAACAUUGACAUCCAACAAUAUAACAUUUUCAAUAACAUAUUACUCCUUAUAUUUAGCCA
Messenger RNA from Cucurbita maxima (winter squash), 539 nucleotides. RefSeq lists its product as uncharacterized. The record is from RefSeq and is a predicted model, not a curated record. Bases 41 to 367 code for a protein of 108 amino acids. Gene Ontology annotation, cellular component: EKC/KEOPS complex. The transcript has 4 exons. Lineage: Eukaryota; Viridiplantae; Streptophyta; Magnoliopsida; Cucurbitales; Cucurbitaceae.